Hyaloscypha bicolor E is the source of this 552-nucleotide messenger RNA. RefSeq lists its product as uncharacterized. The transcript has 2 exons. The record is from RefSeq and is a predicted model, not a curated record. Bases 1 to 552 code for a protein of 183 amino acids. NCBI's taxonomy places the organism in Eukaryota, Fungi, Ascomycota, Leotiomycetes, Helotiales, Hyaloscyphaceae.
AUGGCAGGAGUAACCCCCUGCUUGCUUCCCAUCAAACUCAAAGGGAAGAAUGAGGGAUUGGUAUCAAGCUUGAAGAUGCCGUAUUGUGAGAAGACGGUAGAUGAAAUGCCGUGCUGUAAGAUGGUCGACGAGAUACUAUUAGGUCUCUUAUCCGAUACUGAGGAGCUCUGCUUCCCUGAGUUUGAAAUCCUGGACGAUUUCGAAAAUUGCGACCUCAUGGUUCUGGAGCAAUGUACUGAGGGGUGUGGGUACAUGGAGUUGAUCGAUCUCAAUGGGUCACUGAAUCUUGAGUCUGGUUUCCGUGCAGAGAAGAACGAUAGUCUGGAAAACUCGGAGGACUCGGAGGACGAAUGCUGGUCCAUGGCCGUGAACAUCGAAGACAAAGAUCUACGAACGGAACACGGAGCCUGGUCUUGGUUCCAGUCGUUUAGAAAUCCUGCCAUUGUGAAGGUUGAUACAGGGCAAAAUUUGAGGUAUUGCGUUCAGGUGCUCGGUUCGUUACUUGGAGCUUUGUGGGAUAUUGUUCAAUCCUUGAUUGUUGAGCGACUGUAG